Pisolithus orientalis is the source of this 576-nucleotide messenger RNA. RefSeq lists its product as uncharacterized. The record is from RefSeq and is a predicted model, not a curated record. The coding region runs from base 55 to 576 and encodes 173 amino acids. The transcript has a single exon. NCBI's taxonomy places the organism in Eukaryota, Fungi, Basidiomycota, Agaricomycetes, Boletales, Pisolithaceae.
CAUCACCCUUUCACAUCUCACCAUGCAUUCUCUUCUCACUUGCAGAGAUCAAGCAUGGAUUUCCCAUUUUUCACUCCUUAUGGUGUGUUCCAUGGAUCAGUUUCAAACAUGUUCUGGCAUCCUCUGAUGGUGAUUGCUGAACCUGAUUGGUCCCCUCAGCCAUUCAUUCAUCUGCUGAUGUUGUUGCUGGAUGAUUGGGCAACUGGUGGUGAGGGUGGGUUGUCAUCACCAGGUGCUGCUGCUGUUUCCUCAGCAACUUUGGUUUCUGGUGCAUCUUCAGAAUCUACUUUGUUAUCCACCCUGAAUGAUGGGAAUUCAGGUGGUGCUGGGUCAUCUUCCUCCAAUGCUGGAGGUGUGGUAGCAACAGCAGGAGGGUUCUUGUUCAGUGCUGGGUUCCAUCCACCAAUGCUGUUACCUGAGGAGGAGAACCUGUUCAUGACAUAUUUUCACCCCCCAAUGUUGUUACCUUCUGAAGAUGGAGAUGUACAACAGGAGGGAGGAGAUACUACAGGGUCUUCUGCUACAUCACAUAAUGAGAAUCAACAACACCAAUGGAGAAUGGACAAUGGUAGCUAG